This is a messenger RNA of Pelecanus crispus (Dalmatian pelican), 639 nucleotides long. The record is from RefSeq and is a predicted model, not a curated record. NCBI's taxonomy places the organism in Eukaryota, Metazoa, Chordata, Aves, Pelecaniformes, Pelecanidae.
AUGACUACAGCACCCCUGCGGGUGUUUGCCUUCCGAGAGACGCGGGAAGUCAGAGGCAGCUGCCGGCUGAAAGGGGACCUGGGGUUGUGUGUGGCAGAGCUGGAGCUCCUGCCAAGCUGGUUUAACCCCCCCACUGUUGUCGCUGGCCGUAAGAAACCCAUGGAUCAGUCUGAAGGGAGCCCUGUGGAGCUUUACUAUGCCAUACAACCAGGAGAUGAGAAAGGGGAAUGCACCAAGGAGGAUGUAAGGAAAAGUAAUGGGAUCCGACCAGGGCGCAAUGACAUUGAUGAGUCGGGACCUCCCUUGCAGAGGAUUGGAAGUGUUUUCCUUUACCAGACACAUGCUGGCCCUUCUUUAAGUGAAAUGAGAUUGGAUAAUAAUAUUGCCAUCCAGUACACACCAAAGACUGUCAAGCAAGGUGACAUUUUGACUUUCCUUGUAUCUGUUGCUAAAAAUUCAACAGAAGAUCAGUUCACGCUGAGGGCAAAGGUGAAGAAAGGUGUGAAUAUUUUCAAUGUACGAGCCAGCAGCCCAUACUUAUGGGACAUCAGAGAGAGCAUGGAUUAUACCGGGAAAUAUGCACCAGCUGUUAUUGUUUGCCAGAGGAAAUCUGCUGCCUCUGAAAACAGGUAGGUCAUU